Molecule: messenger RNA, 1026 nt
Organism: Trematosphaeria pertusa
Lineage: Eukaryota; Fungi; Ascomycota; Dothideomycetes; Pleosporales; Trematosphaeriaceae
Product: carbohydrate esterase family 4 protein
Exons: 2
Coding region: 1-1026 (341 amino acids)
Biological process (GO): carbohydrate metabolic process
Molecular function (GO): hydrolase activity, acting on carbon-nitrogen (but not peptide) bonds
Source: RefSeq, a predicted model, not a curated record
AUGCCUCCGCUCUGGUGCGGCCACCCGGACUACGACACGGCGCGCGACUUCCAGGGCUACGGCGAGACGGGGUUGAAUCCGAAAUGGCCGAAUGAUGCGAAGAUUGCAGUCUCCUUUGUGAUCAACUAUGAAGAAGGCGGCGAGCGCUCCGUCAUGAACGGCGACGGCAUGGCAGAGCAGAACCUGCGCGAGAACCCGGGCGGGCCACCGCGCAUCAACGAGCGCAACCUGAACGUCGAGUCUGAAUACGAGUACGGGAGCCGAGCGGGGUUCUGGCGGCUGUUCCGCAUGUUCAACGAGCACGGGAUGAAGUUCACGCUGUAUGCGGUUGCGCAGGCGGUGGAGCAGAACCCGAGCGUGGUGAAGCGGUGUGUCGAGGAGGGACACGAUGUGGCGAGCCAUGCGUACCGGUGGGUGGAAUACCACGAUUUUCCGAUCGAGAAGGAGAAGGAGUACAUCCGCAAGGCGAUCGCCUCGUUAAAGAGCCUCAGCGGAUAUGCGCCAAAGGGAUGGUACUACGGCCGCAAUAGCCCGCACUCCCGGACGCUGGUUCCUCAGGUGUAUGAAGAAAUGGGCGAAGAACUCGUCUGGGCCAGCGAUACGUAUGCCGAUGACGUGCCUUACUGGGUCGACCUGCCGCUCGAGCGCGAUUCUCCCAACCCCAAAGGGCUCCUCAUGGUGCCCUACAGCUACGACUGCAACGACUUUAAGUUCCAUGUCGUAGGGAGCGGCUUCGCGGACCCACACGGCUUCUACGAGCACAUCAAGAACGCGUUCGACGUGUUAUAUGAGGAAGGCGAGAAGGGCAUGCCGAAGAUGAUGACCAUAGGAUUGCAUUGUCGGAUCAUUGGAAGGCCGGGAAGAUUUGGCGCGCUGAAGAAGUUCGUCGAGUAUAUUGCGCAGAAGGAGGGCGUUUGGGUGGCGACCAGGACGGAGAUUGCGGAGGCGUUUAGGAAGGCGUAUCCGUAUAAGAAGGGGAAGUUGGCGGAAGCGAGGGAUGCUGGAAAGACGGUGAAUGGGAUAUAG